This is a messenger RNA of Xyrauchen texanus (razorback sucker), 2879 nucleotides long. RefSeq names its product coiled-coil domain-containing protein 22. The coding region runs from base 306 to 2225 and encodes 639 amino acids. NCBI's taxonomy places the organism in Eukaryota, Metazoa, Chordata, Actinopteri, Cypriniformes, Catostomidae. The record is from RefSeq and is a predicted model, not a curated record. The transcript is spliced from 16 exons. Gene Ontology annotation, molecular function: cullin family protein binding. Gene Ontology annotation, biological process: positive regulation of ubiquitin-dependent protein catabolic process.
GUACACUGUGCAGGACACUCCUCAGUAAUGACUUCCUCUCCAGCCAAAGCAAAUUUUGAAGAAACUAGUCAAAAAAUGCUGUUAUUUUGACACGUCGUUUUGUUGUAUAAAAAAAAAAAAAAAAAGCACUUUGCUGUUCAUUUGAAGCAUUGUUGCGGAAUGUAACCAUGGGCACAGCACAGGGUGUAGUGAGGGCGAUGCUAAGGGUUAGCUGAAGCCUUUUAUUUUCAUUUGCUUGUUCUCGGUGUGGGGGUUUACACUGUUACUGUAGACAGUCGAGCAGCUGUAUCUAAUCGCUUUCCGUGAUGGAAGAAGUCGAUAGGAUUUUAAUUCACUCUCUUAGACAAGCUGGAACAGACAUUGAUGAGGAUGUGCAGAGUGUGAAGCAGUUCACUAGUGAGCUAAUCGUGGAAGCGGUGGUGAGAUGUUUGCGUGUGAUUGACCCUGCACUGGGUAAUGGCCUGUCUCAUUCACUACCACCUGGCAUGUCUGCCCGCUUCAGACUGGGUAUGAGCCUGGCACAGGCCUGUCAGGAUGUGGGCUUUAAAGGAGAGAUUGGCUACCAGACAUUUCUCUACAGUAAUGAACCAGAGAUCCGCUCGCUGUUCAUAUUUCUGGUUGAGAAGCUGCCCAGAGAGAGUGCAGAGGCCUCGGACCAGCCUGCAGGUAAGUCUGCAAUGCUGCAGAAAGCAAUUGCAGCUCAAAUUAAAGCUCAGUUGUCAGUGCCUUGGCUUCCUCCGUCCUGUAGACUCCCCCUUCACCGUAAAACACAGAGUUCCGGCUCAUCUCACAGUUUCCAUGCCCAGCCUCUAAGCCUCCCAUACUCUGUCAAGGUCUCUUCCAGGAAACAGCCAAAAGAGGUGCAAGAGUACUGGAGGAGUUAUUUGCUGCCUGUGACCGCCCAGCCUUCCAAGCAUGCCUCAGUGCCAGCGUCCCUGCUAGAGAACCACAUCUCUGAACUUAGUGCCGCGCAGGAAUGGGAGAGUGAAUGGAACAGCCAAGGCCUCCUGUCAAGACUUACACCUGAGGAGUACCGUUUGAGAAAAAAGGCUCGAUUGCAGAAGCGGAUCGAGGAGCAGCUGAGAGCAGCGGCUCAGCCACGACCCAACACUCAUGCAGCCGGACGCUCGACCUCUGACCUUGCUGACCUGCUGCAGUCAUUUGGUGGUGCUUCCACUGGGGGAGAUGUGCUGACUAAAGGCACGCGCUUUACCCAUACAGAGAAAUUCACCUUUACACAGGAACCAGAGAAAGCAGCCCAGCAGAUGGCAGCAGCAGCAUGUGCACUUCCCAGCUCUCACCAAUCAGAAGAGGACUUAAAGGCUCAGCAGGAAGCUGAACAUUCUGCUCUACAGCAACAGUUGCAGCAACUGUCAGUUCAAAUGGAAGAAGUGGGUGGAGACAUCAAACAGCUCACUGUGUCCAUCCAGCAGGUGUCAGAUGAGCUACAACAAAAAGAGAUGAGUAAUUUAGAGGAUGAGACCUCCAUCAAAAUGAAGAGACAGACGAUUGACCUUUUACCUGAUGCUGAAAACAACCUGCUCAAGUUACAGAGUCUGGUAGAGGCCAGCUCUAAGCGAGUGGUUCAUUUGGCCUCUCAGUGGGAGAAACACAGAGUUCCAUUGAUUGAUGAGCACCGCAGACUGAAAGAAUUGUGCAGCAACCGAGAGUUUGAGUCCUCCAAGAAGCUGUCAGAGAUCAAAGACCUGCAUUACAAAAUCAAACAGUCUGCUGAGGAGGCCAAAAAGAAGGAAAGUCUCUACAAGCAGCUGCUAACAGAGUAUGAUACACUGUCUAAAGAUGUGUCUCGAUCAGCCUACACCAUGAGGAUCUUGGAGAUCGUAGGCAACAUAAAGAAACAGAAAGAGGAAAUCACUAAGAUUUUGUCUGACACAAAGGAUUUGCAAAAAGAGAUUAAUGGCCUGACUGGAAAACUGGACCGAACAUUUGCUGUCACUGAUGAGCUGGUGUUUAAGGAUGCCAAGAGAGAUGAAUCUGUCCGCAAAUCCUACAAGUACUUGGCUGCUUUACAUGAGAACUGCACUCAGCUGAUUCAAACCAUUGAGGACACUGGAACCAUCAUGAGAGAAAUCCGAGAUCUUGAGGAGCAGAUUGAGGCUGAGAAUGGAAAUAGGACAGUUAGUAAUCUGGAGAAGAUCCUGGAAGACUUUAAUGCUAUUCGUCAAGAGAACUCUGCCCUCGCUGCAAAGGUCCGUGAAGGCUGAUUAGUUGCUCCGUCCAUGUUUGAUGGUACUGCAGUGACAACCAGGCCUGCUGAAAUGAGUGCAGCUCUGAAAGCCGUCAGUCUUGUUCUCGUCUGCAUCAGCCCUUCAUCAGUUCAUCUAUAAUAAUCCUCAUCACAUCAGUAACUUUCAGCUUUUACUGAGGGUUUGAAGAAUUGUUAGUUAAAAACUAAUUCUAAACAUUGUGAUGAGAUUAAUUUUUAAAACAACAGCUUUGAGAAGAACCUGUACCAAUGCAUCAUCUUGUUUAGAUAUCAUCUUUAAAAUACGGUGAUAACCAUAUUAUUUACAUGAAAGUGUCAAUUUAGAUUGACCUCUGAUUGAUAUUAAUUAUUAGGGUUCAGUUGCUCAUGAAAAUGACAAAAGAUUCUGAGGGUUUGAUUGAGUUUGGAGACUAGAGGGCUGAUAACAAGUGAUAAGUUCAAUUGUGUGCUUCAACAGUCAAAGCAGCUUGCUUGUUUCAUAUUAAAGCAUACAUUUGACAAUGCAUCUGUUUGUUUUGCCCUGAUGGAUUCAUAAAACUGUUGCAAUCACAGCAUUGAACGUUAUAUUGUCGUUAUGCCUGUGAUUAGAAAAGUACUUUGCCAGUCUCGCUGUAGGAACAUUUCUGUUAACAAUUCAGUUGACUAACACUGA